Molecule: messenger RNA, 2278 nt
Organism: Rosa chinensis
Lineage: Eukaryota; Viridiplantae; Streptophyta; Magnoliopsida; Rosales; Rosaceae
Exons: 15
Coding region: 347-1984 (545 amino acids)
Molecular function (GO): protein phosphatase binding; protein phosphatase regulator activity; RNA binding
Source: RefSeq, a predicted model, not a curated record
GACGUAGUGGACAGAGAGCGCGUCAGGAUAUAUUGUGUUGUUACCUACGUAAUUAAUUAAUAAUAAGAUUGCCAGCCAUCGCUUUCCGGCUAACUGCUGUUUCCGUUCACUCCGAUAGUCUGCCGUCUCCACCAAAAUCUCAUUUUGGAAUGGAAUUUGUGACUGAUCCUUUGUUCUCUGUGUCUGGGGCUUAAGGUAAAUCAUCAAAACAAUAACAAUAACAUGACGAUGGUGAACCUUGUUGAGGAGGAGGACCACCAUCAAAACAAUAACAUCGACAAGUUUGGUCCUUUCUCGACGCAUUUCCAGAAGGACACAGGUAGUGCUUAAAAAUCAAAAUAAUAACAUGGCGAUUGGGAACAUUGAGAACAGCAGUGCUGAGCUGCAGGACAAGUUAAAGCCAUUGGACGAGGAUAUGAAGAUUGGGAAUUUCGGCCCUUCGUUGGAAGAAGAUGGCAUUAUUCUUCCAGUCACCUCUUUCUCUACUUUCUUUAAGAAAAAUGAAGAAAUAUAUCUGCAAAACGCUUGGCCUAUGGUGAAAUCUGCUUUAGAAGACUAUGGUAUUUCGUGCGCCCUGAAUCUGGUUGAGGGUUCCAUGACAGUUUCAACAACAACAAAGACUAGGGACCCAGAUAUUAUUGAAAAGGCCAAGGAGCUUACUGAACUUUUGUCAUUAUAUGUUCCCGCAGAUGAGGCAAUAAGAAUACUGGAUGCCAAAAUGAAAUGUGAUUUCAUUGAGAUUGGAACAAAGAGAGGUGGGCUAUGCGUAAAAUAUGGGAUCGACAUGGAGCAAUUUCGUGAACGGUGGGAACGUUUCCUAGGCCCCAAGAACACCGGCUUGAAGACAAUUCAGCAUCUGACAGGCUGCAGUGUUUUCUUUCAUGGAAAUUUCACUGUUGCUGUAAUUGGUAAAUUUGAAGGAUUAAAGAUGGUCAGGAGGAUUGUGGUAGACUGCAUUCGAAAUAAAAUGCGUCCUAGUGUCCAUAUCAGAAGGCUUCGGAUGAAUCAAAAUGAGCACAAACUUACGAAGAAGCUAUUUGAUCAAGGUGGAUAUAGAUCUGUCAUGGAGGAUUCUCUAGAGGUGCAUGUUAAUGCAGCAGAAACCCUUUGUGCUAUAACAAGGCUUGCUCCACCUGGACUUGCUACUAAAAUCUGUAAUCCGAGUUUUAUACAAAGAUUGCUUCAGCAUGCUAUGGAGGACUCUCAACGAAAAUCUGUUCUCACUAGCUCAUUAUCAGUUUGCAUCUCUUUGUUAGACCGUGAGAGGGAAGCUUUGAGAACAAAUGCAUGUACUGGUGAACACCAGCCUGCUCAUGGAUCUACAAUUACUGUUAAUAACGAGAUUGUUGUGGCCAUGCUCAACAGCCUAGGUGAUUUGCUGAAACUUUUAGAUGUUUCAUCGGCGGACAAUAUGUUGUUAACUACAUAUGGCAAGUUACAGCCACCGCUUGGAAAACAUCGUUUGAAGAUUGUAGAGUUCAUUUCAGUAUUACUGUCAGUUCGUAGUCAAGCUGCUGAGAAGGAAUUGAUUCGUUUUGCAGCAAUACAAAAAGUCUUAGACUUAUUUUUUAAGUACCCAUAUAACAAUUUUUUGCAUCACCACAUAGAGAACAUAAUCAUAUCAUGUUUGGAAAGCAAAAAUGGGCCUCUUGUACAACAUAUUCUUCGUGAAUGUGAUCUUGUUGGAAAAAUACUUGAAGCAGAAAAGAAUUUCACACUGGCCGCUGAUUCAUUUAUGCCAACAAUUCCUGCUAAGGGUCGAUCCCCACCCAGGAACGGCAAUAUUGGACAUUUGACAUGUAUAUCCAACAAAAUCAUUCAACUGGGAAACAACAAUAGGGAGAUUCAGGCAUAUCUGCAGGAAAACAGUGUCUGGACUGAAUGGCAUACAGAAGUCCUAUUAAAGCGUAAUGCAGUGGAGAAUGUCUCCCAGUGGGCGUGCGGGCGGCCUAUAUCAUCUCUGGAUCGUGGACGCUCAAGCUAGUAAUUUACUACUAGAACAUCUGGACUGAAAGACCAGAAGAGGUGGUGAUUUGUGGACGCUUUUUCAUGUCCCAUCUGAGUUCAUGUACUUAUUAAUUUAUUGAUAUAGCGAAAUUGGAUACAUGAAUGCUGCCGCGUAGACUUUUAGUUAAUGUUCUGAUAUUCAGAAUGGGACGUGAUACAUAUAUGUAAAUAUAUAAUUGAUGAUUGAAAUUUUAAUUUCAACAAAAGUUGUCAAAAUAUUAGACUCAAGUGUUUUGAGCAAGUUAAAGUGAUUAGAGAUGUUUGUGUUUGA